Molecule: messenger RNA, 2261 nt
Organism: Drosophila santomea
Lineage: Eukaryota; Metazoa; Arthropoda; Insecta; Diptera; Drosophilidae
Exons: 4
Source: RefSeq, a predicted model, not a curated record
ACCAUGGCCUCUGCCAACCAUCGCGGCGGCGGAGGACGAGGUGGAGGUGGUGCUGUCGCCGGAGCCGGAGCGGAUGGCAAUGCGAUUGUGGGCCUGCAGAUCGGUUCCGCCUGGUUUCAGCGUAAGAUCAACCUGAGGCCGCAGCACCGCGGCGUCCACCUGGUCACCGAGGAGAUACUCCGACAGAUGCCGGAGCUGGCGCACUUCUCAGUGGGAUUAUGUCACAUGCAAAUUCUUCACACCUCGGCGAGUUUAGCGCUAAACGAAAGCUGGGAUCCAGACGUCAGAGACGACAUGGAAAUGAUGUUGAAUAAAAUAGUUCCCGAGGGUUUGCCCUACAGGCAUUCGUGCGAGGGACCCGACGAUAUGCCCGCGCACGUGAAGGCCUGCUUCCUCGGCAGCUCCCUGACAAUCCCGAUCACUGACGGCAAGCUGUCGCUGGGAACAUGGCAGGGCGUUUGGCUUUGCGAGCACCGCGACCAGGCCGGAUCCCGGAAGCUGGUGAUCACGCUGACCGGAUGUCCGCGCGAACAGGCCCGCAGUCCGCUGUCACCCGUCUCGCCGAUCGCCAGCACGUCCAGUUAGGGGCGGCCUCGCUCCACCCGCGACAGCCGGUAAUCGCGGGGGAGCGACAAUAAUGCCAUCAUUUCGUCGAGGCGGCUGAUACUGCAGAAGAACAUGGCUAAGGCGAACCUGGCGCAGCAGCGGGCGGCGGCGGUGAUUGCCGCCGGUCGGGGAGGCUUGGGUGGUGGUCACCAGGAUGCCCUGGCGCCACCCAAUAUCCCCGGCAUGGAGACUAAGACCGGUCGCCUUCUGCUCCGCCAGCAGCUGCACCUCAAUCUCAAUCUGAAUGUGCAGGAAACGUUGCGCGAUGGCGUCGAUAUCGAUGAUGUGGAUGAGGAUGUCGACGAGGACCUAGACCUAGAAACCGUCACAACAGUGCCUCUUAACAAUGAACAACUUAAUGCUAAGGUCACCACCACAACAUCCAGUUCAUCAGCAGCGAGCAGUGCAUUAGCUAAAUUCAAUCGUAUCAUAGACUCCACAUUGGAGCGACCACCAGUGGCCGUUGACUACUCCGGAUUGCCCCAGCUGAGCAGCGCCACACUGCAGCAGCGCUUCAACCUGGCCUAUCCGGAGUUGGUGAUCCAACAGCAGCAGAAGCAGCAACAGCAGCAGCAACAGCAGCAGCAGCAACAUGAUGCGACCAAGCAGAUCAGCAGCCUCCAGGGGAACCCCAAAUUGGAUCGUGGAACGGACGCCGUUGCCAGCACUCCAUUAACACUUCAAGCACCCAAAACUCCAGCAACGGCGACGAAGGAGCAACUGGAUUUGGGGCUUCCCCACGACGAUACAGACGUCGUCGACCACGAUGAUCAUCCCCACCACGACGAGGAUAAUCAAACGAAACGAAAUGAUGUGCAUUAUUUGUUGAAACAGUUGAAUAGUUUUAGUGACAUAGAAGAAAUAGAAAUUGUUGAUAUGAAGCAAAGAGGUCAGCGGCCGCCGAUGGCGUCCAGUUCGUUGGCCACCAUGAUGCCGCCGCCCUCGCCUGCACCGCCGGCCUCCCCAUCCACGCAGUCACAUAGACUGGGUCCGCGGUUUGCCUCCUCCGGCGACAGUUCGCUGGUCCUGCCGCAGCACCAGUUCGACGACUACCUGUUCGAGUCCUGCCACUACCUGGAGACAAACUAUUUUGCCGCCACAUACCGCACUGCCAUGGUCGAGAGCAGCUCCCACGAGUUCCGGCCCUCGACCAACAGCAGCUCGAACAGCUUCGAGCUGCACGAGAUGGAGGCGCCCAGUGUCAUCUGCAAGGCGGGGGUGCCGCCUCCACUGGUUGCCAGUCAUCCAGGUCAUCGAGGUCAUCCGCCGCCGCGAUACCAAUUCGAGUACCAAGCGGAGACCCGGCUGACCACCAGUGGGGUGCAGACGGAGCUCACCGUCGAAUCGCUGGCCAAGAUGAGCAACUGCAGCGGGAGCAGCUCCUCCUCUACGACGAGGGCUCCUCCCAUCUUCCGGUGCUGCUACACGCCCAUCGAUCGCUGGCGGGAGAGAAGGCAGCAUCAGAAGAGCUCCUCCGCCUCCUCGACCGCCGCACAGCCGCCCAAGAACGUCUGACCCUGGGCGUGGCAGUCCACGUGGAGACCCAACAUGUGCCUGGCCAACUUAGAUCAGGGAUGCAAGCCAAAGGGAAUUGGAAUGGGUUCGGAAUUCACAAUCAUGGGUUUUCUGGGUUUUGUGAAUGGUUUCCACUUGAA